Messenger RNA from Trichosporon asahii var. asahii CBS 2479, 2202 nucleotides. Its product is annotated as DNA-binding protein cre-1. The coding region runs from base 1 to 2202 and encodes 733 amino acids. Lineage: Eukaryota; Fungi; Basidiomycota; Tremellomycetes; Trichosporonales; Trichosporonaceae. Gene Ontology annotation, molecular function: RNA polymerase II cis-regulatory region sequence-specific DNA binding. The transcript is spliced from 3 exons. The record is from RefSeq and is a predicted model, not a curated record. Gene Ontology annotation, cellular component: cytoplasm; nucleus.
AUGUCGCAGCAACCAGCUACCAUGGCAUCGGCAGAAGCAUCCUCCAACUCGAACAACAGCGGUGAAAAUCCUCUCGCCUCGCUUCCUACUCCCGUUCCAGACCCAAUCACGGGCCGUCUCGACCCCAACGACCCAGCGGUCAAGGCGCUCACCGACGCGGCUCUCAACAUGGACAAGAGCAAGAUCCCCAGGCCGUACAAGUGUCCCCUGUGUGACCGCGCGUUCUACCGUCUCGAGCACCAGACUCGUCACAUUCGAACUCACACCGGCGAAAAGCCUCACGCCUGCACCCACCCCGGAUGUGACAAGCGCUUCUCUCGUAGCGACGAGCUUACUCGCCAUGCGCGCAUCCAUCUUCCUCCUGCCACCGAGAACGGCUCGAAGAAGGCUGCUCGUCACGAAGAGGACGACCAGCACCGCGAGACCGACGAACGUCGAGGACACCUCCCGCACCUGGGACCCUCCUACGGCAUGGACUUUGACCGCCACGACUACGCGAACCCGUACCUUCCCCCGCUGCCGAUGAACAACGGUGGCGGCGGCUCUGGAAUGAACGACAUCUCAGCCCUUGCCGCGGCCGCUUCGGACCAGCUCUACGAGCUUGAGCGUCACGAGGCGUUCCGCCGUGCCGAGUAUGAGCUUCGCCACCGCCAGAUCGCCGCGGGGGCGGGCCGCACCAAGAGCAACGGCGGCAGCCCUGGCGCUUCCGGUGCUUACGGCUUCUCCAACGAGCGGGAUCGCUUCACGCAGGGCGCUCCCUCGACCCCUAACGGUGGUCAGGUCGUCUUCCCAGUGUCUGCCCCGCAGCCUCCCACAGCCAACCACCCUGCUGUCCCCGCAGGCACUCUGGCUGACCCUACGUAUCUGCUCCCCCCCACCUGCUGUCACGAGGACUGCCACAAGAGCUACCGCAAGCGCCUAAAGGUCGCUCGCCAGACUGCUGCUUGCCCCAACUGCCUGACGCCCGCGCACCACGCCGGCGGACACGGUGGACACGGCACGGGUGGCGCCGGACACGGCCCUGCUUCGGGCGGUGGCAACGACCACUCGAGCAACUCGAGCACGCCCAAGGAGCGUUCCAACCUGGGAUCGUCGGAAGACUUGACCAAGCUCAGCGGCAACGGCCCGUCUGGCAACAACUACCACCUGCACCAUGCCAACCUGCAGCAGCAGCUCGCCCGUUUACAGCAGCAGCACACGAUGUCGCUGCAGAAGGGCAGCGGUAGCAGCAGCCGGUCAUCGCACCACUCAAAGCCUCACCACCACAUCAACCCCUAUCCGGUCAACAUGCACAGUCACCGAUCGACUCAUGCUUCUCUUGCGCCCUCUGCUGAUGUUUCUAGAGCCGCCAGUCCCGAAUCGGAUGACUCGUCUGAUGACGAGAUGCACCCGGGACACCGCUCUGUUGAACUUCCCCAUGGCAGCCCUGUGCUUGCCGGCAUGCGGGGCAUGAACUUAUUCGGUGCACGUAAUGCUGCGACCGCGCCCGUGUCGAUGAAUGCGAGCCCGGUGACAUCUCGUGCGCCCAGUCCGAUUGAGGGCCACAGCGCGUCGAGCGGCAAGCAUGGACACGGGUCGCACACUGCGCGUGACGCCAAGAACCGUUCUCACCCGUACGGCCACCCGUCUCACCACCACCACCACCAUCACCACCACUCGCAUCCGCACAGCUCGCACGGAUCGGUCCCCAACUCUCCGCUUGUGAGCGCGACGAAAUCACGCAUGUCGCCUCCCAAGCUGCCCGAGCCCCACAAGUCUGUCGAGGAGAUUCUGAACUCGAGUGCGAUCCCUCCCCCUCCACCUCCGUCUGAUCGCACUCUUCCUCCUCCCCAUACAUCGGCGUCAUUUUCGUCCGUUCCCUCGGUGAGCUAUUCACUGUCGGUUGGAUCGGCGCACGGUAGUCCUGUGGGAUCGCGUGCGUCGUCUCCUGUGCACACGACGUCAUCAUCCUCCCAGCACUCGCAGCUUGCUCACUCAGUCCGCGCUGCGUUUGGCAUGACUCCCAUGUUCCGGGGAUCCGAAACACCGUCGACGGUGACGACCAACCCGUCGCCCAAGAGCGUCAUCGGCCACUCGUCGCCGCCCCCGAAGCUCGCCCCGCUGAGCGGCGGCGCGCACCAGUCGGACGUCAAGCCUUCGCUCCCGAGUUUCUCGCGCGGCCCGAGCCCCGUGCACCUUAUGGAGCUGGACGGACAGGCGUAA